AUGUUUGGCUCCACGGCGCCCGCUUUUGGGUCCAAUACAUCUCAAACGAGCUCUUCCCCGUUUGGCACAGGGUCGUCACAACCAGCUAACAAUGCAAGUAGCGGGUUUGGGGGGUUUGGCACAAUGUCUCAAAACAACACCAACGCCGGUGCUGUCGGAACUGGCAGCGGCUCGGGCCUUUUUGGUAUGUCUAGCAAUAACAACGGAGGAGGCACUUUGGGCAAUGGUACAGCGGGCCCCAAUUCGGGUCCUUUUGGUCAGGCAACACCGGCAGCCGGUAAUAACGCGCCUUCCUUGUUUGGGGCUUCGUCGUUGUCCUCAAAUUCGGGUCUCAAUCUUCAACAAGGCUCUGGAACGGCAAUCAAACCAUUUUCUGCUUAUACUGAAAAAGACGCUACUACAGGCGUGAAUAACGUUUUCCAGUCAAUUUCGUGCAUGCCUGAAUAUCGGAACUAUUCGUUCGAGGAAUUGCGUUUCCAAGACUAUCAGGCGAACCGCAGAUUCGCUUCCAACGCCCCAACCGCUGCUACCGGUGUUUCCUCGCCCUUUGGUGCCAAUCCAUCCAAUUCUCCCUUCAACAAUACUAACUCGAUGUCUUCUUUUGGCUCGGUAGGCAAUAACACCAACACCAACACCAACGCUGGCGGUGGGCUAUUUGGUCAAAACGCUGCCGCUCCUGGUACCGGCGCUACGUCUUCAUUUGGGCAGCCUUCGAAUUCUAUGUUUGGAAACACUGCGCAAAACAACACUUCUAACUCGCCAUUUGGAAUGAACAAACCUGCGUCGUCGGGCGGGCUUUUUGGUCAGACCAGUGCCACUGGUGCCAACACCAGUGGUGGAAUGUUUGGUCAAACCGCAAAUACCCCAAACCAGAAUAGCGGUGGUCUUUUUGGUCAAAACAACAAUACUGGCAAUAUUGGUACUGGUGGUUUGUUUGGAGCUUCUAAUCAAAACCAGCAGUCGGGAGGCCUUUUCGGAAAUAAUUCCAAUACUGGAGGUAGUUUAUUUGGCCAAAAUAAUCAAAACAAAAAUGCUCCUUUCGGCAGUACAAAUACCACUGCCACGGGAAAUGGCUUAUUUGGACAAACCAACGCCACUACUGCGAAUUCACCAUUUGGCCAGCAAACUCAGCAAUCUAGUGGCGGCCUUUUUGGCAGCAAACCGGCAAACAGUGGCGGCAUGUUCGGUGCUAAUAGCAGCACUCCAGCUGCGGGCACAGGUGGGUUAUUUGGUCAGAGCAAUGCUUCUAAUUCCCCAUUUGGACAAACCAACAACACACCUGGUGGCGCCGCUUUUGGGCAAAACCAAGCCCAGAAUCAAGGCAGCUUUGGCGGCAGUGGGCUCUUUGGGCAAUCCAAUACUAAUACCACAUCUGGAGGAUUGUUUGGACAAAACAAUAAUGCUAAUGCAAAUACAGGCAGCGGACUAUUUGGUCAAAAUAAUGCGAACAACUCCGGUGGUUUGUUCGGUCAACAAAAUGCUGCUACAAACCCUCCAUUUGGUCAAAGCAGCUCAGGUUUUUCUUCAUUUGGUCAGCAACAACCUCAGAAUCAACAAAAUAGCUCGCUUUUCGGUGCCAAGCCUGCAGGUACUACUGGCGGAGGUCUCUUUGGAUCUGGAAAUAAUACAGCGUCGAGCGGUUUUGGUCAAAAUACAAAUACGGGUGGAGGCUUGUUCGGUCAGAAUACAAACACUAACACGUCUGGCAACACAGGCGGCUUAUUUGGACAAAAUAACACGAGCAAUAUAGGAGGUGGGCAAUUUGGUCAAAACUCCAAUCAGCAGCAGCAGCCUCAACAACAGUCUGGUGGAGGACUUUUUGGCCAGAACAACAAUCAACAAAAUCAGGGAGGCCUGUUUGGUCAAAGCAACAACACUGGUGGUGGCUUGUUUGGCCAAAAUAAUAAUCAGCAGCCUUCGGGAGGAGGACUUUUUGGAGCCAAGCCGGCGAGUACUUCCUUGGGUGGUCAGUUUGGUCAAGCCUCCGGUCAACAGCAACAGCAACAGCAAGGCGGUGGACUAUUUGGACAGGCAAACAAUCAGUCGAACACCGGUGGCCUGUUCGGAAACAAGCCUGCAGCUCCCACAGGCGGCCUUUUCAAUCAAAAUAGUUCAACAGGCGCUACAGGAGGCGGUCUUUUUGGUCAAAGUAAUGCAGGUGCUUCCAACACUUCUUCGCUUGGAUCCGGUGGCUUGUUUGGCAACAAACCGGCUACUGGCUCGAACACAGGAGGUGGUCUCUUUGGUUCCAAACCUGCAGGUCAGAGCAGUGGUGGACUAUUCGGUGCUAAGCCGGCAGAAAAUGCCAGCAGCGGUGGUUUGUUUGGAUCUAAGCCAGCUGGGAAUGGAUUAAGUUUCAACAGUGGCAACAAUGCCAGUGUGUCGGGCGGUCUUUUCGGAAACCAACAGAAUCAACAACAAGGAAUGCAGCCGCCUCCUCCCGCUGCUCAGCAAACAAGCAUGAACCCGUAUGGUACGAAUGAAUUGUUUUCGCGCGUGAUUGUGCCUGACUCGAUCACGAAGCCAAUCAAGCCGAGCGCAACUAAGCUAAACGCAGAUCUCAAGAAGAAGGCCAGUCUUUCCGGUGCUUACAGGUUGGCACCAAAACCGUUAUUUAUUCAGAAAAGCGCAAUCUCCGCUCCCGUUAUGCGUUUGGGCAGCAGUGCUUCGGAUAAAAGCCUUCAUGGCGUAGGAAAUAUCGCAGGCUCAUCUACAGAAUCUCUCGGGAGAGAGCUACAGCAUCAGAACAAUUCACCCUCAUUUACCAAUGAAAGUGAUGAGCUGAUUUUGGCCUCGAAUGACACUCUGUUCAAUCCAGACAAAAAGUCAUUCAAAAACCUAAUCAUAAACAGGAAAAAGAUGGAAGAUUCAGCUAAGAAGGAUGAUGAUCAAGUUCUGCGAAUCACAUUUGCCUCGGAGAAAAACGAGUCUCAGGAUAAAAAUGGAGCUCUUUUCGCUAGCGCACCGGAAAAUGAUAGAAAAGCUACGCCUUUGUUAGCGGGCGAUUCGGGUAAAUUGGCAUUCACAGACAAUCAUACGACCAAAACACCCAUCGGUAAGUCUACAGCGCCCCAGGCUGAAAACUUAGCUCCCGCCACCGGCGAUGUCACAAAAGCUGACGGUUUUCAGAGAAAACUCGGCGUCCUGGGCGAUGACGUCUCUUUCGAGGAUGAUGGCUACUACAUUUCCCCAUCGCUGGAAAGUCUUCCUUCAAUGACUCUUUUACAGCUUCGUAAAGUAAACGGGCUUACAAUUGGUCAUAAAGAUUACGGUAAGGUCGAAUUUCUUGAGCCUGUGGAUUUGACGAACACUUCUUUGCCUGCCCUUUGCGGGCAGAUUGUCGUCUUCGAGCCUAGGUCGUGUAGCGUUUACCCAAAUGGAUCUGAAAUACCACCUCGUGGCCAAGGAUUGAAUGUUCGGGCUCGCAUUAGUCAGUAUGGGUGCUAUCCUCAGGAUAAAGCGACACGGGAACCAAUAAAAAACCCAAAUCACCCAAUCAUCAAAAGACACAUCAACCGCUUGAAGGCAAUACCAGGUACUAAAUUUGAGAGUUACAAUCCUCAGCUUGGUACCUGGGUGUUCACUACGGACAGUCCGGCUGGGAACUGA
Messenger RNA from Lachancea lanzarotensis, 3609 nucleotides. RefSeq names its product LALA0S06e03554g1_1 (gene NUP116). Gene Ontology annotation, biological process: RNA export from nucleus; protein import into nucleus; post-transcriptional tethering of RNA polymerase II gene DNA at nuclear periphery. The transcript has a single exon. The record is from RefSeq and is a predicted model, not a curated record. Gene Ontology annotation, molecular function: structural constituent of nuclear pore. Gene Ontology annotation, cellular component: nuclear pore cytoplasmic filaments; nuclear pore. Lineage: Eukaryota; Fungi; Ascomycota; Saccharomycetes; Saccharomycetales; Saccharomycetaceae. The coding region runs from base 1 to 3609 and encodes 1202 amino acids.